GCCUCAGAGCUGCAGAAGCGUUUUUAAGCUGGUCCUACUCGCAUUUACGGUUUAUUAAAAAAGAACGAACAUGUUUAAAUUGACAAUCAUCCUGCUCCUAGUGCUGAUUGUUGGGGAUCGCAAUAGAUCUCUGGCAGGUAUAUCGAAAAGUGUGAGUCAAUCGGAGGACUUGCAAGCCCGCUGCAACGGAUACUGCUUCUCCAGUAUGAGGUCAAUGAUGGAUUUCAUUGUUGCCAACCAGGAUCAGUGGAACACCUGUAAGGCGAUUAUAGCGAACGACACCAGGGCGGACCAGAACCAGGUGAAGGCACAGCUGUCUGGACUGCAGGAAACCGUAACCGGGAUGCAAAACCAGCAGCAGAUCUUAUCCAAGGACUUCGAGGACCGACUGGGCAGGCUAGACAGCCAAUUGGCAGCCAUUAACGAGAUCCUGACAAACCAUACAUCACUGCAGCCAAAGGCAGUGACGACGGAAAAAAUCCCCCCGCCAAAGUUUGAGCUAAUAGGCUCUAGAUAUUUCUAUAUCGAACAAAAUAUUAAGCUAAAUUGGUUUGCUGCGGCGAACCAAUGUCGUGAAAUGGGGGGUCACCUGGCGACUUUUAAAGACAAAGAUGAGAUGCUUUUAAUGCAACCUAAAAUGUCUUCAUCCAUCUGGCUGGGAAUUAACUGUCUGUCUAAGAGGUACGACCACGUGUCCUCUGCUUCUGGUAAGCCAGCUUCCUAUUUCAAUUGGGGUCUGAGUGAACCACUAAUCAACAACGAUACGCAGAGGUGUGUUAAAUUAGACGAAACUUUGGAAAUGUGGUAUUAUGAUUGUGCAAGUAGUUGUAAAUUUAUUUGCCAAGCAGAUGAUUCAUAUUAAGAAUAAUAAAUAUUCAAUUUCUAUUGAGGACCCUAUAAUUCCAAGAUCAAGUCGUUAAAAUAACAUGUCCAUCUCGGAGAUUUCCUAAUAAAUAUGAGAUUUUUAAGAUCGAUUUUAAAAUGUUCAG
Messenger RNA from Drosophila subpulchrella, 989 nucleotides. Its product is annotated as accessory gland protein Acp29AB-like. The coding region runs from base 71 to 862 and encodes 263 amino acids. The transcript is spliced from 2 exons. The record is from RefSeq and is a predicted model, not a curated record. NCBI's taxonomy places the organism in Eukaryota, Metazoa, Arthropoda, Insecta, Diptera, Drosophilidae. Gene Ontology annotation, molecular function: signaling receptor activity.